ACCGGACCAGAAUCACAGACCAAACAGACGGCGCUGGGAUGAGUUUGGGCCACAAGAGUGUGAGGGUGACAGGGAAGUAUGUGCCUCCAGCAGACUGGGACAGAGGAGGUCCAUCCAUAGUGCACUCUCACAGCAGCACCCCUGUACAACCACAAACGCCCACUGUGAUCUCCAUCAGCCCGCUGGCUCACAGGCUGCCUGAGCAGCAGAGGAAGGAUGAAGCUGCUGUGAAGGAGGACUGGGUCCAGGGGGCGUCUUCUCAGACCUGCGGUGAGAUAGAAGUCCCCAGGCACACCAUGGAGGAACUGAAGACCAUCCUGAGGGACACUCCUCUGCUUAGCAUCCGGGGCAGAGGUGAUGGGAAAACAGGCGGUCCUUACUCAUACCUCCACCCAAGCAGCAACAGGCCUGGAGGAUGGCAGGAAGAUCAAAACCAGCAGAGGACCUUCAGCACCUUCAAACCCCUCAGUGAUGCUUCCAGAAGGGGGGCCACAUUCAGAGAUAACACAGCUAUUCAGUGGGCUUCCAGCGUGGAUUCAUCCAGCUCGUUCAGGCCUGACGUGAGCACAAACAAGCCGGCGGGAGCACGAGCGAACACACGUGAGAGUGAGAGCAGCUUGUGUGGAGAGACAGCAGCUUCUCAGACAGAUAACGAAAGCGAGAUUUUUGAGAUAUCUGGAAAUCAGUGGUUCAUUUCAGCCAUGGAGCAGAUCAAGCAGCAAAUCGCCAGAGAGAACAUCAACUUUGUCCGCUUUGAAGCCACUGACCUCCACGGGGUGUCCAGGUCCAAGACAGUGCCCAUCCGCUUCUUCCACGAGAAAGCCGUGUACGGGGUACCAAUGCCAAGAAGUUACUUGGAGCUGACCCUGAGCCCAAAGAGCAACGAGGUAGACCACCCCAAUUCCGCCAACUUCAGCAGUGAUGUCCUUUUGAUCCCGGACCUUUCGACCUUUAGGAUCCUACCCUGGGCUGAACAGACAGCCAGGGUCAUUUGUGACCCUUGCACAGUGACAGGAAGUGCCCUUCGGACUUCACCUCGCCUGAUCACCAAACAGCUUCUCGGGCAGCUCCAAAGCUUAGGCUUCUCCCUGCAUUCCUCCUUCACCUAUGAAUGCUGUGUUCUGGGAGCACCAGAUCGGAUUGGGCCCAAGACCCUCCUGUUUCCCGCUACCACCCUACUGAGCAACCACGACCUACCUUUCUUCCAGCAGCUGGUAGAUAGCAUGUAUUGCAUGGGUGCGGACAUCGACAGCAUGGCUUCCGCCAGCGGCCCGGGCCAGAUGGAGAUCAACCUGAGGCCGGAGUUUGGGAUAGCAGCUGCAGAUAGCGCCUUCACUUUCCGCACAGGAAUCAAAGAGAUGGCUCGCAAGCACAGCUAUAUCGCCAGCUUCUUCACCGAUGAUGGCCUGUACAAUGCCGGCGUGCUCUCGCACUGCCUGUGGGACGCCAGUGGACGAUGCAGCCUAUUUCACAGCGGGGAGAAGGCAGGCGAGCUGUCUGAGAUCGGCACCAAAUGGCUUGCUGGGCUCCUCACCCACUCUGCUGCACUGAGCUGCCUGAUGUCACCCGGCCUGGGUUGCCGAAGCCACAUCGCCAAGACCAUCAAAGACCAAAAGCGGGCACUGUUUGCCACGUGUGGCUGCAACGACAACAGCAGUUCCUUCAACAUUAAGAGCCACGGGGGGAGAGAGAUGCACAUCGACAACAAGCUGGGCUCGGCCAUGGCCAACCCUUACAUUGUGCUGGCUGCCACGGUGGCCGCAGGGCUGGACGGCAUCCGGCGGAACCUCAGGGUCGAGAGCGGCCUAAACAAGGCGCCCGCCCAGCAAAGGGAGUUUUCCAUUCCUGUAAAGCUGGAUGAAGCUCUGGAAGCUUUGGGAGACGACCACGUCAUCCGUAGUGCACUCGGAGAACCGUUUGUUCAGUAUUUCAUCACCCUGAAGAAGUUUGAGAUCGAGACCCAAGAACUGGAUGACGAGAGAAACAAGUGCAUGGAGUAUUUCAUCUAGAAGGCUUGUUCAUAUUCAGCACAGCCACACAAAUAAAAGAGUGACAAAAGAGUGCUUGAAUAGAAAAUGCUUUAUUUUACACACACACACACACACACACACACACACACACACACACACACACACACACACACACACACACACACACACACACACACACACAUAUAUAGUUGAAAAAGUAUUAUUAUACAGACUAGAUAUUCUUUCCAUUAUUUCACCCUCAACGUGCAAACAUUUGCAUUUUUAAGACAUUUUCUUCUGAUAUAUAAUUUCACUGACACAGACGUCGCUCUGACUAACAUGGACAUUGAAGUCCUUUAAAGUACUACCUUCAUUAAAGUUACACUGUAACGUUUAAGCAUCAUAUUUUGCACAAAAUUUUAUCGUGAUCCCGAUGAGACUUCAAAAAAAUCUCUUGGUUUAUUCUCAGACUCAUUUAUUGUAAUAAAUACCAAGAUCCUGUGAUAAAAAUCCAUUUCAUGAGAGAACUAUUGCAGCUUUAAUGUUACUCCCUUCAAUGCAUAUCACAGGUGUUCCUGUUUUUGUGACCUCUAGCUGUUGUCACUGCAAGUACAUUUUGGCACUCAAAAUAUUUAAAAGCAUCAUUUUAAUGAUUUUUUUUAUUUUAUUUAGGUUUUAUCUAAUUAAUCAUUAUCAGCACAGCAUCCUAUACGAGGUAAAUGUGUAAAUCUUAGUCCCACUAUGAAGAUGUUACUUCACACCAGCAACACUUUCCCAACCUGAAUACUAUGACAUCAUGAUGACUGGUGUAGGCAUCAACCGGAAGUUCUCAGCUUUUCAUAGGCACCACGUUUGGGUUAAUAAACGCAGUACAAAAGUCAUGCUGCUCUUGAGAUUUCCUGUAUUAUUAUUAUUUUUUUUUUUUUCAAACAGCUGUUCAUGCCCAGAAGCUGAAACGACGCACAUUACGUGACCACAAAUGUGUUGGUGGAGCUCUGGUCUUCUAGUACUUAUGUCCUCAGUGAGGAGCACGUGACAUGCUUGAGGAUUUUGCUUCCAUUUUUCUUGUUUUUUUCCCCCCUUUUUUUGAUUUCUCACAAGUUAUUAGCACCUUUUGUUUUUUGUUUUUUCUGUCAAUGAUUUUUUGCAGCUGUCCUGAGCCGGCGGGCUGGGAGGUGUGAGCAAACAGUAACAAAUAUUCUGCAUUCAAAGGGUUAAAAAAAAAAAAAGCAUAAAAUGCCAAAGUAGUGUGAAGUUACACAACUCCAAUGGAAAAGGGAUAUUCAAUUUUCACAGAUAAACACAAACUAUUUGUUAAUAACAGAUACUUCAUUUACAUCUACAUCAAGGCACAAUUAAUUCUAUAACAUAUGACAACAUUAAUAAAAUAUUCUUCAUGUUUAUGGUUGAGCCAAAGGUGUCAAAAUUAGGACAAAUAUACAACUUCAAACAAUAUAUAAACAUUUAGCGAACCAGGAAGUGAAAACACUAACUAAAACCUCACAAAGAAGAAGAACAAGAAGAAUGAAAACUUUUACAUUAAAGCUCUUUCCUUCACGUUUCACAUGUUAAUAUUUUUUUCUUCACCAUCAGGUUUGUAGUGACUUUUGUGAUCGGACAGCCUUCAGGUUUCACUUUCAACACAAUAUGCAAAAACAAAGCGAAACAUCAUAAAAAAUGGAUUUUUAUAGAAAUCUCUUCUGGCUUCAUGGCACAGCACUAUAUUUACUAAAGGCUGAUGUAUGUGAUGCACAGAAUGUGUCGAUAAACAGUUGCAGACUUUCGCCUGUUUUUUUUUUCCUCCUCAUAAAUCACUUUAUUUUUGAUGGCUGUUGUAGUUGGAUUUUGUUGGUGGAUUUUAUCAUCAGCAAAUAUUUGGUUCCUACGUUUCUCCAAAGUUCAUAAUUAGUCUGACAGCGUCCAGACUACAGAAAGUCCUGUAAUGGUUUGGUGGAUCAGAUGUCAGCGAGACCUAAUUAUGGUUUCUGAGCAUCCACACUGUUACUCCAUGGGGAUCAGGUCUCAGAAACCCGAUACAUGUACCAUGAAGUGUCACAGCAUAACCAGGACUGUAAACACUCAUGUAGCGGUAAAAGCAGGUCUGUUUGACGCGGGGCACAGAUUUCACUGUACAAACUGGUGUUCUGAUCCACUUGAGUCCAGCAAAACAAGAUCUGACCCAAAUCCCACUCAGCUGACUGAAACAUGGGUGCUUCCCAGAAAGCAAGUGGUCCAAUGUCACGUUUAAAUGUAUUAAUUACAAAGAGUUCCAGGGAAAUUAAGACCCACUGAUGGAACUGAGAUCAAUAGAGGGAAUACCUCAGCCAAGGGCCAACAGUCCACCAGAUCUGGGUCUCUAUCUGGAUCAGGAGAAAAUCACUUUUACAGGCAGCUGCACAAAAUACAUCAAAGGUUUUCUAUACGCCGAGUUAUUGGCAAUAAUCUUUAAAACUGCCCAACCUUUCAUUGGUAAAGAAAGCAAAAACUCUUGUUGCUUAAUCUAAUUCAUGACCAAAAUUGAUAUUGUUUAUUUCUAACAUCUAUUCUUUCCAUCAAACGGAAAACAAAAAUCAGAUUGGACUCUAAUUCUUUACAUGGGAACAUUAUGAUUAUUGUUAAAACUGAUCAAAACCUUAUAACCAUAAUCUGUAAGUACUCAAUAUACAGCUGUUUACUUAAUUACCACAUGAGGACAGUGUAGAUAUAUUGUGACAUGCAGAAAUUUCAUGUAUUUUUGGCUCAGAAGCAUAUUAUUUUUAUAUAAAAUAAUAGUUUAUAUUGUCUGGCACACUGAGCACCAACAUGAGCAACCAAAAACAUAAUGUCAGUUUUGAGGAUGGAAGGGGGUGCAUUUCAUGGGUUCUCCAUAAAAUAUGGAGUUGCGUCAGGAAGAGCAUCUGCUUAAAACCUGAGCCAAACCAACAUCCAAAUCCACCUCAGAGCCACUGUGGCGACCCAGUGUGAAAGCAAGGGAGCAGCUAGAGGGUCUUACUUCUUAAGGGGUUACAUUAUGGACGUGCAAUUUAUUAGCAAGUAAGUGAAGAAAGGUAAAAAAGAACAUUUUUGGCAAAAAUAAAUAAAUAAAUAAA
Messenger RNA from Thalassophryne amazonica, 5059 nucleotides. RefSeq names its product lengsin, lens protein with glutamine synthetase domain (gene lgsn). Gene Ontology annotation, molecular function: glutamine synthetase activity. The transcript is spliced from 3 exons. Gene Ontology annotation, cellular component: membrane; cytoplasm. Gene Ontology annotation, biological process: lens morphogenesis in camera-type eye. NCBI's taxonomy places the organism in Eukaryota, Metazoa, Chordata, Actinopteri, Batrachoidiformes, Batrachoididae. The coding region runs from base 39 to 2009 and encodes 656 amino acids. The record is from RefSeq and is a predicted model, not a curated record.